AUGUAUGCUGGUCACACACCAUGGGUGCACCCAACUGCACCGCCCCCUGCGCCGCCACAACCGCCUGACACUGCUCGCGCGAACUUUCGGUGGACGAGCAGUGCGGACCAUAUCAACCAUUUUGCCGAAGGGCCACAUUAUGGGCCCGUUCUCGAGCCUUUUCUUGUAAGGGCGGUAUCGGCAACGAUUAGCAUCAAUCCCCUCCUAUCUCCACCCACAGACUCGCAUGAAGACUACCUCCGCUGGAACAUGAUUUUCCCAACGAGUACUUGUUAUCGCACAACUGGGCCAAAGCGUUCAUGGAUUAAAGGGCGUGAGGCACCCGCUACGUUCCCGCGCCUGUCACAAAUCCGCAUCAUCUCACGGUCAUUCCCGUGGAUGAUCUCUGUCAAAGCUAGACGCCAAAACAUUGGUGUGACUUGCGGCGAAGUGAUCGAAGCCAUUUCUUCCUAUUUUUAUGGGGACGUCGCGAAAAAGGAGUAUGAAGGAGUUACAACCCGUCGCCGACGGGAGAUUUGGCAAGCGUAUCAGUAUAAUCGCUCAACGGACAGCAACGUCCCCGGCGGCCACCUGGGAGAACAGCUGAGACGCCUGGAUUGGCUCUGCAGUAAUUCGAGGUGGGGCGGUCUUGUCCGUAACGAUGAAUUCAUCAAAGAGGCUUGUGGAGACGUCUUGCCUUGUACUUUCGAGCUCAAGUGCAUCCCAAGCUACCCACUUAGUCCAGAGGAAGCUAGCGAGCAGCAGCGAAUCGCGCGGCACGCUGAAAACCGUUCUCGUUCUCGUCCAAAUUCUCGUCCAAGGUCUAUGGCUUCUCGAUCUAACUCUCGUGAAGGACGUGACACAGAGACUACUACUGAGGAUGAACUGGAAGAACCGGAAUGA
Suillus plorans is the source of this 882-nucleotide messenger RNA. RefSeq lists its product as uncharacterized. The record is from RefSeq and is a predicted model, not a curated record. The transcript is spliced from 2 exons. The coding region runs from base 1 to 882 and encodes 293 amino acids. Lineage: Eukaryota; Fungi; Basidiomycota; Agaricomycetes; Boletales; Suillaceae.